This is a messenger RNA of Drosophila biarmipes, 2308 nucleotides long. RefSeq lists its product as uncharacterized. The transcript has 5 exons. The coding region runs from base 73 to 2223 and encodes 716 amino acids. Gene Ontology annotation, cellular component: transcription factor TFIID complex; SLIK (SAGA-like) complex; SAGA complex. Gene Ontology annotation, molecular function: RNA polymerase II general transcription initiation factor activity; transcription coactivator activity. The record is from RefSeq and is a predicted model, not a curated record. Gene Ontology annotation, biological process: transcription initiation at RNA polymerase II promoter; RNA polymerase II preinitiation complex assembly. NCBI's taxonomy places the organism in Eukaryota, Metazoa, Arthropoda, Insecta, Diptera, Drosophilidae.
AGCUCUAUUGCGAAAUUUGAGUUUGUUUUUUCUUUAUUUGUUUACAUUUAUGCACAGUAUUGAAGCGGUACGAUGAAAACCCCUGGCGCCGGCAAUCCCGACGAGCUGAACAAGUCAUCGCACAGCAAGGUCAGCAAGAAGUCCACCAAGUCGCGUUCCAAGACAGCGAAACUGGAGCUGACUGGCAAGAAUUCCCUCCCCGCAUCCGCAUCUGGUUCUUCCGCCUCCGCUGUGGGCGGGGGCGUGUCACUGGGCAGUCUGCCAGCCACGCCCACCCACCUGAACAUGGUGACAACGCCGACGACGCCGACUUCCAGUAUGGGCAACUAUAACAUGUUUGAUGCCUCAUUUGCGGUGGCAGGAGGCGGUGGCCAUGUAAUUGCAGGCGGAAUUGCAGGAGCAGAAGCCUCUGGAAACUCCAGUCGAAUGGGUCAUCAGAAAAGCUAUGCCGGCUUUGAUCCCCGCAGCAUUAAGAUCUUUUGGGAACAGCACGACCAGACGGAUGUGGAACUGUCCCAGGACGUGUGCGCCCAGCUGGCGGAGGAUGCCUCCUACAAAGUCUGGGAGCUGAUCAAUAACGUGAAAAUCUACUCCCGCCACUCGGGCGGAGUGGUUACCUACGAUCUGGUGAACGAGGUGCUCAAGGAUGCUGACGUGCCGCCCAUGCUGGGUGCCAUGGACAGCGACUGGGAUCGCAUCGACUACGACGGCAGCUUUUACUUCCACUCGGACAAGAUCUUCGAGCUGAGCGCCGAGUUUCAGAAGGAAAUCAAUCUCUGCUCUCCCGACGAUGCAGACUUUCAGAGCAUUUGUCCCGUGGAGGACAGGCACACGGAUCAGCUGCGGCAGUGCGUUCAGAGCCUGGUGACGGCUGCCCUCUUUGCGGACAGCAAAUCGCAGUCGGCUGCCUUAUGCCACGCCUUCCAGACGCCCCUGAUGGGCUCUAUCUACCGCGUUAUUGUGAGCAAGAUGGUCCAACUGCUGGCCUUCAAGCAGCAGGAUCAGUUGAGUCAGCGGUGCUGGCGAUUGCUCCGUGCCUGCAACUACAACCCCACUGCCAAUCACAAUGCCUGCCGUCCGGAGUAUUUCAAUCUCGCGGAGGUGCUUGUCAGCCAGCUGAUGGCGCCCUACGAGACCAUCAAGGCUCCACCCGAGGACCCAGAUCCUGGUCAACCGGCCAGCAUCAAAAUGGAGUUCGAGGAGCAAAUGAAGAUUGAGCCGGAGCAGGGUUCCAUUACAGAUAAUCCGGAAGUCAUGGAGGUAGAUAAGCAGGAACAGGAUCAGGAUCCGCAGAUGUUCCCGAGUGAAAACACCGUGGAACACACCAUCUACAAGCUGCAAACGGAGGAGGAGGAGCGGGAUCCGCAGCCGGAGACGGAACAUCUUUCCACCUACUUUGCCACUCCAGUGGGCAACGCCCUGGUAGAUGAGCUGUGUGAAACCAUCGGACAGUUGGCAUCCCAGAGUGGCUACCUGCAGUCAGAGUGCCUCUUCCUGAUCAAAAGACGUCUGGCGAGAUUCUUCGAGGGUCGCGAUGUUUGCAGUGAGAGGGACUUCAAAUACAUCAGCAGGGCAGUGAGAGGGUUAAUCGCCCUGGGGGAGUAUGCCUUCCGGGAGUUUAUUCCCUACAUCUACAAACUACGCGUCGAGGAAAUACCGGACAGUCUUUGGCAGGAUCUGGCGCCGGCUGCCAUCUUCCUGGGAGGACGUGAUGACCUGUAUCUGUACGAAUGGUUAGAACACGGAUGCGGAGGAGCUCUGCAGCCCUUCCUGGUGCACUAUGCAAGAGCCCUCGAGAAGAUGAUAACCAAGCGGUAUGUGCAGGCAAAACCUCCCGCUUACAGAAUAGAAUCAGUGCCAGGAGUGCGUCGGCUGGAGUGGAGCACUCUCGCGGCAGCGAUGUGUCAUGGUGACGAUCCUAGCAAGGCGCUCAAACCGAAGCCCACUCUCCGCGAGGCCUUCCCCGACCUCCAAUCACCGAAUCUCCAGAUCAACUGCGCGGGCAACAUCCGCUUCAAGUUCGCCGGCUGCCGGCCAAUGCUGCUCAAGCCGAAGGUUUCCAGUUUGCCCCAUUCCGUUGACUCGCCCUCGUCGACUGCGAACGGUGGUGCGGCUGGUGGAGCUAGCUCAGACAUCCUCAUUGCCAAGCGAAAGCUCUUCAAGCCGCUGACCAACGUGAAAAGGUUUCCGCCCAUCAGUGGCUAUCACUACCUGAGAAUCUGAACAAGGCUGAGAGAAGUAUUACUAGACUUUCUGGGGGGUCCAGGAGCUGACCUGGGGAUCUCAAUAAAACUGUUCUUUUACUUUA